Messenger RNA from Bombus impatiens (common eastern bumble bee), 576 nucleotides. RefSeq lists its product as uncharacterized. The record is from RefSeq and is a predicted model, not a curated record. NCBI's taxonomy places the organism in Eukaryota, Metazoa, Arthropoda, Insecta, Hymenoptera, Apidae. Bases 1 to 561 code for a protein of 186 amino acids. The transcript has a single exon.
AUGAGUAAAUCCAGGAGAUAUAAUAAGAUAUUGAACAUAAUUGUCGACAUCAAUGGAGAUUGUUCUGAGGAUACCUUCGAAAAAGAUCGCUAUGAAUUAGGCCAAAGCGAAGUUGAUAGUGAAAGUUCUGAAUACACUGAAAGUGAAGAGACGGAAGGACAUUCGGAUAGUGAAGAGGAAAACUUCUUGAAAGUGUGCCAUAACAAGAAAAGGAUGCGUAUUUUUUCUAGUUCUAACUUCGAGGACGAAAGGACGAGUAUUCCAGGCACAUCCCAAAAUGUAACGGGUGAAAUUGAAAUUGCAAUUGACGGGAUACAGUGGAUAAAACUAAAAGCAGGCGGAUCUAGGGGUAGGACGCCCGCUCUUAUGAUAUUCAAGGAUAUCGCAGGGCUUACUGGCUAUGCUAAGAGAAAUAUUAUGUCGGGUUGUGUAACUAGUGCUUUCGAAUUGAUAAUUGACAGACACAUAAUGGAACACAUAAAAGAUUGCACUGAAACCGAGACGUAUGAAGUUUUGAAAAAAGACGGACAAUCACAGUUGAUGAGUUACGUAGUUUUCUAAGAAUUCUAUUUGAAU